AUGGCCCUCAUUUCCGACGGCCAGCUUUUCGCACUUUUUACUGCAAAUGCCAAUUUACUCCAGACUCUGGCAGCGAAGCCGGGACACAAUUCAGUGGAAGUUACGGAGCAAUUCUACCUCAAGCACGUGGACGAUAAGGGAGAUCACUUGAUGGUGGACGAUGAGUUGAAUAUUACUGGAAUCAUAGAUUGGCAAAUGACUCGAGUCGUCCCAGUUGAUGAAGCAUUUGGGCCGUCUUUGGCGACAGCACAAAUGGCCAGCAUUUAUAAUGGCAUGUCGUCCUUGACUGUUCAUGAUCUGACAUCAGCUCGUUUCCUGAAAGCUAAGGGGGCAGCUGGUAUGGAUGAUAUCACGAAAGAAAGAUUAUGA
Messenger RNA from Penicillium odoratum, 369 nucleotides. RefSeq lists its product as uncharacterized. The record is from RefSeq and is a predicted model, not a curated record. The coding region runs from base 1 to 369 and encodes 122 amino acids. Lineage: Eukaryota; Fungi; Ascomycota; Eurotiomycetes; Eurotiales; Aspergillaceae. The transcript is spliced from 2 exons.